AUGGGCAUGGCUGACAAGAGGUCGGCUGCAAGGAAGGCCGGGCUAAUCACCAAGGCGCUGGACCGGUGCUGGACCACACCGGCGAGAAACAGCAAGCCAGUGGAGGGCUGCUUCUCGGUGUAUGUUGGCGCCGGGAAGCAGCGGUUCGUGGUGCGGACAGAGUGCGUGAACCACCCGCUGUUCCGAGCGCUGUUGGAGGAGGCCGAGGAGGUGUUUGGGUACGCGGAUGCAGGGCCCCUCGAGCUUCCCUGCAACGCCGAGGCGUUUGCCAGGGUGCUGCAGCAGAUCAAGGAGGAGAAGCAGAUGGUGGCAGGAAGGAGAUGCACAUUCGAACCUGUAACUCUUGUGACGUCCAUAUAUGGCCCAAUGUCGCAACUCCAAAGUGGAAUCGCGCAAUUCAAUUCAUCCCACACUGAUUGCAAGUGGUUUAAUGGAACUACGCUAAUAUUAAUGAACUAUGGUGUUUCUCCGCAGAUCAUCUGCAUGCAAGUAUCCACUGAUUUGCUACCGAAUUUGUUUUAA
Molecule: messenger RNA, 522 nt
Organism: Triticum turgidum subsp. durum (durum wheat)
Lineage: Eukaryota; Viridiplantae; Streptophyta; Magnoliopsida; Poales; Poaceae
Source: the annotation of a GenBank genome assembly